Molecule: messenger RNA, 911 nt
Organism: Fusarium redolens
Lineage: Eukaryota; Fungi; Ascomycota; Sordariomycetes; Hypocreales; Nectriaceae
Exons: 1
Coding region: 42-620 (192 amino acids)
Source: RefSeq, a predicted model, not a curated record
ACAGAAACAUUUCCUACCUAUCACAACCUAUCAUACCCACAAUGCCGGGAACACCCAAGAAACGAGGGCGGCCUCGAAAAUACGACACGCCGAAGGACAAGGCUAGGCACGAUGUCGUCGCCAAGCGCGCUCGAAGACGGCUUCAGAAACAACCAACGCACGACAACAUUAGAUUUCAAAUCUACGUUUCUCCACAGAUAGGAGCAUCGCCGCUUGAACCCUCACAGGAGGACAACGAGUCAAAUGAAACGAACCUUUUGGGUGAUCCUCCAGAGGCGGAUAGCUCGUGGAACCGCACCGAGUCACCCACCUCGUCAAUUGACGCAGUCGUAGCCGGAGGGGAACAAUCUCCGCAAUCGUCGAGUGGGAACGACCUGGUGUCACCGUGCUCACAGCGUCUUUGUAACCUAACGGGGCCGCGUAUAGUAAUGGGAUCGUUCUCAACUUCGCAAGGCGGCCCAGCUGAGAUUCUCUUGCCCUUGAGUUCUGACGGGGUUCCGAGUGAUCGUACGAGUCACGCUGCUGGGGAUGAUGACAAGUCUGUAGAGUCAGACCGCGAGCUGUGCCAUAUCAGCAGUGUAUCAAGUCCUCGCCAGGCAGCAGAUCCACCAUACCGGUAAUGAUUUGACGUACACUUGCAAUCGAAGCUGAAGAAUAGCCUAAACAACUGAUCGUAUACAGCAAUUGCCCCAUCGAUGGCUCGGUCUCUUGUUUCACUUCCUUGAUCUCUCGACGCUUGGUAAAAACGAUCGAGGCCGGCACAAAUCUUGAUGUGGCUAUGUUCAGUCGGGGGUGAUCCAACCCUCGAUGAUAGUGGACUAGCUCGAUCUGCAUCCAAACUGUAGCUCCACGAAGGGUCGCCUUCAGUCGGGUCGCCUUCGGUCGGGUCGCCUUCGGUCGGGUCGCCUUCG